Molecule: messenger RNA, 2334 nt
Organism: Paecilomyces variotii
Lineage: Eukaryota; Fungi; Ascomycota; Eurotiomycetes; Eurotiales; Thermoascaceae
Product: fungal-specific transcription factor domain-containing protein
Exons: 4
Coding region: 1-2334 (777 amino acids)
Biological process (GO): regulation of transcription by RNA polymerase II; DNA-templated transcription
Cellular component (GO): nucleus
Molecular function (GO): zinc ion binding; DNA-binding transcription activator activity, RNA polymerase II-specific; RNA polymerase II cis-regulatory region sequence-specific DNA binding
Source: RefSeq, a predicted model, not a curated record
AUGGAUAGUCUGCAACCCGUCCUGCCUCAAAAGAGGAUCAGGCAGAUCUUCUCAUGCAACGAAUGUCGACGGCGAAAACUGAAAUGUGAUCGGAAUAUUCCGUGCAAUAGAUGCGUGAAAUCUGGUUGUCCUGGAGCGUGUCUCUAUACAUCGCGCAACAAGCGGUCGAUUCGCGAGAGGAGGGCCAAUGUCGAGAAUGCUCGGAGCGACAUUACACCAGGACGUCCUGCGGAAUGCAAGUCACAGGAAACUGCUCGAGUCGCAGAAACUGGGCAAAUAACACCUGCCUCGACGGACAUCCCCGAGGAACGGGAUAAUACUAUCUCGGAUCUUCAGAGAAGAGUAAUGAUGCUGGAAAGUCUUCUUACAGAACGUACUAGUGAACCUUCACAGCCAAGGCCCUAUGACGGCUUCUCUCUCCGAAAUGAUAGCGGGCUGGCAGAGUGCUGGCCAAACCAAGCUGGACUUCGAAAUAUUCACUUCAUGAGAGAUUUCCUACAUGGGAAGAAUAAAAAUACCAGCUUCCACGGGAGGAGUCACUGGCAUUCACUAUUUGGACAAUUUGACGACGUGAUUUCGAUAUUGGAAACCUGCAAAAAGAGGAAAGAUGUAGGUACUGCUAGGGAGUAUAGAUCCAUGAAAACGCUCCUCAGGCAGACAUGGGACAGGAACUGCUGUGGGGAGCAGCAUCAGGCGAUGAUCCUGCACGGCUAUAUCCCUCCUCGAGACGUCGCUGAUCAACUAGUCGACUUCUACUUGGAGACGUUCGAGUACACGUACAGAAUCCUCCAUGUACCAACGUUCCGGAAGUUGUACGACGAAUUCUGGGUGACACCAGCCAGGGAGAACUUCCAUCUCAUGGCGCAAAUAUAUUCAAUUCUGGCGAUCAGCGCCUCUUAUUAUUUCCAGAUGGAAAGCGUCCCUCCUAGCAUCCUACCGCUCAAGGACCAGAUUCCCAUCUGGCUGCAUUGUGUUCAACAUUGGCUGGACCAUGCCCUUGAGAACAAAAGGAACCUCUUCCACGCCUUGCAAGUACAGUGCCUAUUGACAAUCGCCCGUCAAGUCAGUUCAGCCGAUAGUAACAUGGUAUGGAUAUCCUGUGGUGCUAUGGUACGCACCGCAAUAUCCGCGGGUCUCCAUCGGAAUCCAAUGUCGUUCCGUAGCAUGACACCGUUUUACGCAGAGAUGCGGCGCCGGUUAUGGGCCACGAUAAUGGAACUGGAUCUUCAAGCAUCACUCGAUGCCGGAAAGUGUCCGACUCUUUCUUACAGCGAUUAUGAUUGUGAUAUGCCGUCGAAUUUAGAUGAUGAUGAUAUCGCGGAUCCUGAUCGAAUUCCGUCAAAUUCGAAAGACCCUGACCGGUCUACACGGACAUCAUUCUUGGUGGCACUCUCCAGAUCACUUCCGGCUCGGAUUGAAGUUGCCAAGCUGGCAAACGGUCUCGAUGCCAAUGUCUCGUAUAAUGAGCUUCUGAGACUUAGCGCUGAGAUCACGAAGUCUUUUCAAUACCUGCCACCUCCACGGUCUGAGAAAAAAACCAUACUGCAUCCUUCUUUCCAGACCGACUUCUUUGACUUCCUUACUCGUCGUUUCCUUCUUGUCAUCCACCGACAGGUAGCCAUCAUGGGUGCCUACGAUCCAAAAUACCACUUUUCUCGAAGGAUAGUUCUUGAUUCUUCAUUGACAAUGCUGUCACACUUUGGAGUCUCCACCGGGUCUAUUGGUGAAGAUGGUAACCGGAAAGCUCCAUUGGCGACAUACUGCGGUGGCAUGUUUUGCAAUGAACUUUUGAAUGCGGCACUUAGCAUUUGUGUGGAAAUGCUAAUGGGAAAGGUCGAUAUAGAAACCUUGGGUUGCUCAAUUCAUGACCAAGCACUGUCCACAAUGACGGGCUCAAGUUCUCGUUUAGCAGAUAACCACUUAUUAACCGUCAUCGAGGGAGCCAUAAGGAUGGUUGAGCGAUGGAUAUUAGAAGGACACGGGAUGUAUAACAAGAUAUAUCUGUGCUUAUGCACGGCAUUCAGUUCAGUGAAAUCGCGGUACGCCAACGAGGAACCACAGGCUGCUGUAUCGACGGCAAUUUCCGAGAGCAUUCAGAAUUUCAAGAUGUUGCUGCUCCAGAGGACGCCUGGAAUUCAGAUAUUCGAUGGUACAGUGGUACAGAACGAUACUCCCGAAUCCAGUAUUUCUAUGGUGGACCAUGCAGACGGUUGUAAUAACAUUCAGGUCAGUCGAUGUUUUGCACAUUCUACACUUACAAGCGAUAUAGUGCGCGGAGAGAAUGAGUGGGAUAACAGUAACCUUGAUUCGUGGGAUAUCGAUUGGGAGUUUUAG